ACUUAGGGAUUCAUAAUCACUGAUGAAUGUAUUUGGUAGAAAGAAGCAAACAACAGUUUCAGUGAGAGGAGAGGAAGCUCAGCAGGAGGGGCUUCAGGGAGGGAAGCAUGAGAUGUCACUCAACAGUAUCACACCUUUGGCGUUCGCUGUAGCGCAGGGCCGGUGUUAUGUGCAGAUGAGCAUUCGAAGCUUGGAAACCUUUUAGAGGUGGCAAAGCAAUGCAGAGGUGACAGAUGUCUGAACAUCAACACGGGAAGCUGGAGAGAGGGAGGGAGAGCGAACAAAAGCCAUUUAAUCAGCCUUUGAAUAAAAAGAAGAGUGAACAGAGUGCCAGUGCCGGUGCCAGUGUCUGGGUGAAACGAAAGCUAAACCAGCAUAUUCGCAAUAAACAGAGGAAACCGGAAAGCGAGGAUCCAACCCAGCUCCGUGCAUCGAACAUACCUGAAUCGCAUUAUUUGGAGGAGGACAGUCCAUUAAGAAGAACAGCCUCAGAGCCAAUUCUAAAGCUGCGACCAAAGAGAAGUGCAUCGGGAAGACAGAACCCACUGCAGCGUAAAAGCAGCGCGCCCCCUGCUGUCAGAGCUUCUGACUCUAGGGGGGGAAGCUCCAGUUCUACUCCAGUAUCCUUAAGAAGUUCAUCAGCAGAUAAAAAAAUGAGCCAUCAAAAGCCACAGACCUAUAGCACAUCAUCACCACAACAGGAUGAAUCUCCUGUACACAUUGGUGUUCAGAACACCAUGCUCUGGACUAGAUAUGAACCGCAGGUCUUUGCCAUGCAUUCACCUGUUCAUACAGUUCCUGGCCAAUGGGCAGUGAUGUCUCAUAAGCCUUUGAGCAAAACCCAGUCGGCACAUUCUUUCUUCCAGCACAUCCACACUCAGACUUUUAUGAUUACACACCCAAUGUACCAACAGCAAUGGCCACAGGAGACAUUCCGGCCUGAGACAAAUGUACAUUUGCACCCAAACACACAGAGCUCUUUUUCACACACUCAUUGCAAGGUACCUUUACACAGGGCACAGCCUGUGUCCUUUGGAUCGCUGAGAAAAGACAGAGAGAGAACAAGGGAGGAUUUAAAUAUACUGUCUCAAUCGCCGCAUGAUAACCCAUGCUGUGAUCAACUGAGAGUGCUGCAGAACAGUGAAUGCUGUAAUGUACGAAAAAAUAUACAUCACCGGAACCUUACGCGUGUGCAUUCCUCUCCAGGCACCUUUAAUAGAAGUCUGCCUUUACAUUUAUCUUCACCUCUAGCCCGGGAAGUCAAGAGCACAUCAAACUAUACAACAGGUUUGGUGUUUGACUAUGAGAUGCUGAAACAUGAGUUUGACUGUAAAGAUACCAGCUUUGAUUCUGGCAGGAUUAUGAAAAUCUGGUCAAGACUGCAGGAGUGUAGCUUCAGGAGUCAGUGUAAGUUGAUUGAAGGCAGACCGGCCACGUCUGAGGAGCUUCUGUCGGUCCAUUCAGAACAGCUUAUUGUUUUGUACGCUGGGUUCUCAGAUAGAACAUCUUCCAAACCAUAUCAAAGUCCAACAGACCCUGAUAUGGUACUGAAAAAUUCCCGGAGAACAAUACUGAAGAUGUCAGUGGGCUGUGUGAUAGAGCUAGCUUUCCGUGUGGCUAGAGGAGAGCUAAGGAAUGGGUUUGCUGUGGUCACACCUCCAGGACACCAUGCAUCAUAUACUCAAACAUGUGGUUCCAGUAUCUUUAACUCUGUGGCUAUUGCUGCUAAACAGCUUCAGGAACGAUUGAAGGUUAAAAAGAUCCUUAUAGUAGAUUGGGAUGUUCAUCAUGGUAAUGGAACUCAGGAGAUAUUCUACACAGAUCCUAGUGUCCUCUAUAUAUCCCUGCAUCGAUAUGACAAUGGUUCUUUCUUCCUUGGAAAUGGACAACCCACCAGGGUAGGAUCUGAUAGAGGCGAAGGCUAUAAUGUAAAUGUGGCGUGGUCAGGAGGCCUGAAUCCUCCAAUGGGAGAUGCAGAAUACCUAGCUGCAUUCAGAAUGGUAGUGAUGCCAAUUGCGCAUGAGUUUUCCCCAGAUGUGGUCCUGGUUUCAGCUGGUUUUGAUGCUGCAGAAGGUCAUUCAGAGGCUCUGGGUGGAUACAGAGUCUCAGCAAACUGUUUCGGAUUCUUGACCCGAAAGUUAAUGGAGUUGGCUGAAGGUCGAGUGGUGUUGGUGUUAGAGGGAGGUUAUGACGUCUCGUCCCUCUGCGACGCGUGGCAAGCCUGUGUCAGCGCUCUCCUGGGAAAUGAGCCUGUGCCUUUAGCUGAGGAGGAAUUAGUGAGGACACCCUGUAUCAACGCAGUUGAGUCUCUGAAGACAGUUCUACAGGUUCAGAGCAGGUACUGGCGUUCAGUGAGGUCGAUGGUAAACACUGUGUCUCUGUCCUACAUGAAUGCAGAGAGAAGAUACUCGGCAGGCAGUGAAGCUGCUUUAGUCCUGGAUGGCCUUCAUAUGUCUGUUCCAAGCAACAGCCGUUUCCUAAAUGAGCCUAUGGAGCAUGAUGAAGCUGAUUCAUUGUAGAAGCCAGUCUGGAAGCCUUUAUUCCUCUCCAAGCAGAAGUCAGACAUCUUGUGCUGUAACAGACUGUGAUAUUACUGUGAUGACUGCAGGGUCGAGACAGGAGAAAAUCCUCAGGAACUUAGCUGAACAAAAGAAAUUCACUGUCACAUCUCGUGAGUGAUGUAUUGAGUCAUUUGUUUGACGACAAAGGUUUUACUGAUGAAGCAUCUGGGCAAUGUCAAAUAAGGAUAUCUUACAAAUUUAUGAGAAACAUCCUUACCAAGGAUUUUUUAAAGGGACAAAAAUUUGGUUAAUAUUAUAAUUUUUUAUUAAACAUUCAGCAUUGCAUGUUUGCAUUGCUGAUCUUUUGAAAUUUUAAUUUUAGUUUUAAACAUUGACAGUAACUAAUGUUUCUUAAACACCAAAUCAGCAUACCAUAUUUUUCUGACUAUAUGUCGCACCUGAGUAUAAGUCGCAUCAAUCCAAAAAUACGUCAUGACGAGGAAAAAAAGAUAUAUAAGUCGCACUGGACUAUAAGUCGCAUUUAUUUAGAACCAAGAACCAAGAGAAAACAUUACCGUCUACAGCCGUGAGAGGGCGCUCUAUGUCUUCAGUGUAGACUACAGGAGCACUGAGCAGCAUAGAGCGCCCUCUCGCGGCUGUAAACGGUAAUGUUUUCUCUUGUUUCAUGUCAAAUUAAAAUUGAUAAGUUGCACCUGACGAUAAGUUGCAGGACCAGCCAAACUAUGAAAAAAAAGUGCGACUUAUAGUGCGAAAAAUAUGGUAUAUUAGAACUUUGCCAUCACAGGAAUAAAUUAGAUUAAUGUAUAUAUAGUGGUGUGAAAAAAAUUUUUUUUGCAUGUUUGUCACACUUUAAUGUGGGCCAAUACUUUUUUGCACCACUGUGUAUAUAUAUAUAUAUUCAUAGAAAACUGUUUUAACUCAAUUUUUGAAACAACCUUCAAACUUUUGAACUGUAGUGUAAAUUGUUACUGUUUAAAUGUGGACUGAUAAAUGACUAGUUUUAUGCAUCUGUUUUUCAUUCAAAUCUUUGAAAUGAUCAGUAGUCCUUGUUAACUUUAAAAUGGUCUCGGCAUUUUAAUAAUAAAAGCUUUUGUUAAUUGCACUUUACAUUCAUCAGUCAUAUCAAAUCUAAAAAGAAAACAUCCUGAGACAAAUUACAUUGUGUUCAAGCUAGGUUUUUAGGUUUUAAUUAUUAUUAGUGACAGAGUUCUCUCAAUGAAUAUGUAUACUUGUAUGUCAGGUAUUUAUAUAGCGAGCAUUAAGAAAAGGGUACCAAGUACUUUGUGCUUUGCUGUGUCAGUUAGGAUGACAUUCAUUUCUGAGAAUAACUUGUAUCUCCUUUUUAUUACCAAGCUGGUCUGCAGUUACAUUUGAAUAUGUUUGGUGAAAUACUAUGACAGCACUGUUUUUUGAGAAAAAUUAUUUAAUGUUUUUAUUUCUUAUCUUUUCAUUUCAUUUAAUUGUCUUAUAAAUGUUUUGCUGUUUUCAAAAUUAAAUAAACCUGUAUUUUUACUUUUUUUAAAAAA
Messenger RNA from Carassius gibelio (silver crucian carp), 4048 nucleotides. RefSeq names its product histone deacetylase 7b (gene hdac7b). Gene Ontology annotation, cellular component: histone deacetylase complex. NCBI's taxonomy places the organism in Eukaryota, Metazoa, Chordata, Actinopteri, Cypriniformes, Cyprinidae. Gene Ontology annotation, biological process: chromatin organization. Bases 234 to 2519 code for a protein of 761 amino acids. The record is from RefSeq and is a predicted model, not a curated record. The transcript is spliced from 20 exons. Gene Ontology annotation, molecular function: histone deacetylase activity.